AUUAUCGCCCUAAUAUUUGUCCUAUUUGCCAUAAUGAAAAUAUACGAAAUACAAUAUUAAAUGUUUUAGCAAGUAGCUCUACUGAAGCACAAAAUAUAGAAUGUGAUGAAAAUAGACACAACAGUAAUGGUGAAACAACUGCAAACACUCGGAUUAAUCAAAAAGUCCAAGAAUUUAUAAACGAAAUUUUAAAUCCAGACAUUGACGAAGUGAAAACAGAUGAAGAGAAUGAGAUGGAAAUAGAGGAAGAAAUGAGUAAGAAUGGGCAGACAAUAAGCCUACAAAUGUUGGUGCACUUGUAUGAUCAUACAUGUAAAGCAGAAAUAAAAAAAUUAAGAAUCAAAAGAGAAACAAUCAAAUGGUGGUACAAGUAUGGUGAAAACUUCGAACGUAAACUUACAGAAAUAAUGUCUAGCAAUAGAAUUUUUAAAAAAAAGGCAACAACUAGACUUUAUAAUGAAUUGGAAAGACUUCAAUCAGGUGUUAGUCGGGAUAAUUUAAGAAAACGAACAGAAAAAUCUACAAAA
Dentiscutata heterogama is the source of this 527-nucleotide messenger RNA. The record is from the annotation of a GenBank genome assembly. NCBI's taxonomy places the organism in Eukaryota, Fungi, Glomeromycota, Glomeromycetes, Diversisporales, Gigasporaceae.